AUGAGAGCCGAGUGGUUCCUCUCUCUGAAAUCAGUGUGUGAUGUGGUCGACUUUCAUCAGUCGCACAGCUCAGAGCCGGGAGGAGGAGCUCUGUUCAUCAGUCACACAGCUCAGAGCCGGGAGGAGGAGCUCUGUUCAUCAGUCACACACCUCAGAGCCGGGAGGAGGAGCUCUGUUCAUCAGUCACAUACCUCAGAGCCAGGAGGAGGAGCUCUGUUCAUCAGUCACACUCCUCAGAGCCGGGAGGAGGAGCUCUGCAGUGUGAGGUUGGUGAAUGGUGGAAGUCGCUGUGCUGGGAGAGUGGAGGUUCUUCAUGAUGGUCAGUGGGGAACAGUGUGUGGUGAUGACUGGGAUCUGGACGAUGCUGCAGUGGUGUGUAGAGAGCUGCGCUGCGGAGAGCCUGUAAAUGCACCACAAUACGGUCACUUUGGCCCGGGAUCAGGACCAAUCUGGAUGAGUGAUGUGGUGUGUGGUGGAUCAGAGUCGACACUGAAGAACUGUAGAUCACGAGGGUGGGGUGUAAAAGACUGUGGUCAUCAUGAAGAUGCUGGAGUCACCUGCUCAGACAGUGUGAGGUUGGUGAAUGGUGGAAGUCGCUGUGCUGGGAGAGUGGAGGUUCUUCAGGAGGGUCAGUGGGGAACAGUGUGUGGUCGUGGCUGGGAUCUGGAUGAUGCUGCAGUGGUGUGUGGAGAGCUGCGCUGUGGGGAGCCUGGAAGUGUGUGGGAUGAGGCUCACUUUGGAGCGGGAUCAGGACCAAUCUGGAUGAGUGAUCUGGUGUGUAAUGGAUCAGAGUCGACACUGAAGAACUGUAGAUCACAAGGGUGGGGUGUAAAUGACUGUGGUCAUCAUGAAGAUGCUGGAGUCACCUGCUCAGGCAGUGUGAGGUUGGUGAAUGGUGGAAGUCACUGUGUUGGGAGAGUGGAGGUUCUCCAUAAUGGUCAGUGGGGAAAAGUGUGUAGUGAUGGCUGGGAUCUGAAUGAUGCUGCAGUAGUGUGUAGAGAGCUGAGCUGUGGGGACGCUGUAGCUGUGUGGUCUGAGGGUCACUUUGGAGAAGGAUCAGGACCAAUCUGGAUGGAUGAAGUGGUGUGUAAUGGAUCAGAGUCGACACUGAAGAACUGUAGAUCAGGAAGGUGGGGUGUAAAUUACUGUGAUCAUAGUGAAGAUGCUGGAGUCACCUGCUCAGACGGUGUGAGGUUGGUGAAUGGUGGAAGUCGCUGUGCUGGGAGAGUGGAGGUUCUUCAGGAUGGUCAGUGGGGAACAGUGUGUGGUGUUGGCUGGGAUCUGGACGAUGCUGCAGUGAUGUGUAGAGAGCUGCGCUGUGGGGAGCCUGUAAAUGCACCAACUGCUGCUCACUUUGGAGCGGGAUCAGGACCAAUCUGGAUGAGUGAUGUGGUGUGUAAUGGAUCAGAGUCGACACUGAAGAACUGUAGAUCACGAGAAAGGGGGGAACAUAACUGUAGUCAUGGUGAAGACGCUGGAGUCACGUGCUCAGAUGGUGUGAGGUUGGUGAAUGGUGGAAGUCGCUGUGCUGGGAGAGUGGAGGUUCUUCAUAAUGGUUCCUGGUCCACAGUGUGUGAUGCUGACUUUGACCAGCAGGAUGCAGAGGUUGUGUGCAGAGAGCUGGGCUGUGGGAUUCCUGUGGAGGUGCUGGGAUCAGCUGCUUUUGGCCGAGGGGAGGGUCAGGUGUGGACAGAGGAGCUUCAGUGUAGAGGAACCGAAUCUGAGAUGACCUUCUGUCCAACAUCAUCUUCACUCAAAAACUCAACCUGCUCCCAUGACAACGAUGUGGGAUUAAAAUGUUCUGCUCACACAGGGGCACGGCUGGUGAACAGAUCGGACUCCUGUUCCGGUCGAGUGGAGCUCCAGUACCUCAGUGAGUGGGGCACAGUUUGUGCUGUAAGCUGGGAUAUGAGAGCUGCAGAUGUUCUCUGUGCACAGCUGGAUUGUGGGAGUGCUGUGGCUGUGGUGGAGGUCGACUGGUUUGGGGAGGGGCGUGACCCCAUCUGGGCUGAUGUGUUUGAUUGUCAGGGGAAUGAGACACACCUCUCACAAUGUGGCGUCUCAUCAUGGAGUCGAGCUGCAUGCUCUCAUCAACACGAUGCUGGAGUCAUCUGUAAUGGAUCAUCUGUGGCGUUUCAUGAGGGGCGAGUGCGGUUGUCUGGAGGGAGCGAGUGUCAGGGGGAGGUGGAUAUUUAUUUCAGGCAGGACUGGAGGAGAGUUCUCCUGGACUCGUGGAGUCUGUCUGAGGCGUCUGUGCUCUGCAGACAGCUGGGCUGUGGCUCCGUGCUGAACUACCGCUCCUCUCCAUCCACCACUGAACACAAACACAUGUGUGUAACGGGUUUCCGCUGCUCUGGGACUGAAGCUCAUCUGGGGAACUGCAGCAGAGCACAAAAUGUCAGCUGCAGCUCCGGGGAACAGCUGCACAUCACCUGCUCAGGUAUCUUUGGCCCCGCCCACAGCUCCAUCAGGCUGGUUGGUUCUGGUGGAGACUGUGCAGGAAGGCUGGAGGUUUUCCACAGCGGCUCGUGGGGGACAGUGUGUGAUGACUCGUGGGAUAUUGAGGAUGCGCAGGUGGUGUGCAGACAGCUGCAGUGUGGAGAGGCCCUCAGUACCUACAUACCAGCCUGGUUUGGUCCUGGAACUGGGUCCAUAUGGCUGAAUGAGGUGGAGUGUGAGGGGAACGAGACGUCCCUGUGGAACUGCAGAUUUCAGCGGUGUGAAGAGGGUGAAUGUGGACACCAGGAGGACGUAGGAGUCGUGUGCUCAGAGUUUAAAGAGAUCCGACUCACGGAGGGCUGUGAGGGGAAUCUGGAAGUGUUCUACAAUGGAACCUGGGGUAAUGUGUGUCACAAUCAGAUGGAUGAUGAGACAGUAAACAUGGUGUGUCGAGAGCUGAACUGUGGAAGACGUGGCAGUCUGUCAAACACUGCAGCGAGAGUAAAAUCUGCUCCGAACUGGCUGGAUUAUCUGAAGUGUAGGAAACACGACUCUAAUCUGUGGCAGUGUCCAUCUUCACCCUGGGGACAGAACCGCUGUGAUAAUGAUAAUGAGGUGGUUCAUAUUGCCUGUACAGAUGAUGGAAAGUCUCUCCAUCCACGAGAAAAGUGCUCUUCAUUUCCCUCUCAGAAACAUUGCUCAAAGCGCUGGUCUCUCAGGCUGAGGGGAGAUAAGGGAAGCUGCUUUGGGAGGUUGGAGGUGUAUCAUAACGCUACGUGGGGCUCCGUUUGUGAUGAUCAGUGGAACAUCAGCGACGCUCAGGUGGUGUGCAGACAGCUGGGCUGUGGGUCGGCGCUGAGAGCUGAGAGGAAUGUUCCUGGUUCUGGUGAAGGGACGAUCUGGCUGAACAGAGUGAAGUGUCGAGGGGAUGAGAUUCACCUGUGGGACUGUCAUCAUUCCCUGAAGAAACACACUGACUGCUCUCAUGCUGGAGUCACCUGUGCAGACAUAUCCACUGUGUCCACGGCGAUACCCACCACCACCACCACAUCAGGUCUGUAUAUUUGUUCCAGUACAAUAAUUGCUAGUGUUCAAGCCACUCAAACUCCUCCAUCAGCUGGAGCUCCAUCCAGCCCUCCACUGGUUCUCUUUGUGUUGGGAACGCUGCUCUUCCUGGCCUUAGUGCUUCUGCUGCUCCUGUUUUACCAGAACAGAGCGCUCAGGAGAGAUGUCUCUAAGACGAGGCGUAAGACUCAGCCUGAGGCAGUCUAUGAGGAGAUCAACCACAGAUCCAUCACUAGAAGAAGCAGGAGCUCCACUCAAAGAGGAAGUCUCCUCUCUGAAGAACAGCAUUCUGGGUAUGAGCAUGUGGAUGAUGAGCUUCUCUCAGUCAAGUCUGGGAUUGGAGAAAAGGCGGAGUAUUAUGAUGAUGUCAUCGACACCAGUGACUUCAUAAGUGAUACAGGAAGAGUCGAGCCACCAGAGGACUACGAUGAUGCCGUCACUGCUGGACCGAUCCCUGAUAACGUGGAGGAGGAUGAAGCGGAGAAUUAUGAUGACGCCAUUCCAGCUGAUCAGAAGUCAGUUAUACUGACAGAGGACGUGUCCGAGAACUACGAUGAUGCGGUUACCACGGAAACAAACCCAAACGUCAUCACAGGAGACGGUCCAGAAGAUUAUGAUGAUGUCAUCACUGAGGAACAGGAUGGAGGAGAGACAGAAAUUCAAUAUCACCCUUUUUCCCACUCUGAGCCAGGUUUCAGAGAUGGCUAUCGCACUAAAGGCUGUAGUGAACUGACCCAGAAUCUGACUCCCCUUCAUGUGCACAUGCAGAUGGACCUGAUUUCUGCUGUUUCUCUUCUCUUGUCACACAGCUCAGAGCCAGGAGGAGUUCUGUUCAUCAGUCACACCCCUCAGAGCCGGGAGGAGGAGCUCUGUUCAUCAGUCACACAGCUCAGAGCCGGGAGGAGGAGCUCUGUUCAUCAGUCACACACUUCAGAGCCGGGAGGAGGAGCUCUGUUCAUCAGUCACACACCUCAGAGCCGGGAGGAGGAGCUCUGUUCAUCAGUCACACACCUCAGAGUCGGGAGGAGGAGCUCUGUUCAUCAGUCACACACCUCAGAGCUGGGAGGAGGAGCUCUGUUCAUCAGUCACACACCUCAGAGUCGGGAGGAGGAGCUCUGUUCAUCAGUCACAGACCUCAGAGCCGGGAGGAGGAGCUCUGUUCAUCAGUCACACACCUCAGAGCUGGGAGAAGGAGCUCUGUUCAUCAGUCACACAGCUCAGAGCCGGGAGGAGGAGCUCUGUUCAUCAGUCACACACCUCAGAGCCGGGAGGAGGAGCUCUGUUCAUCAGUCACACACCUCAGAGCUGGGAGGAGGAGCUCUGUUCAUCAGCGCUGAUGGAUAUCAUCUCUACGGGGAUUACUGCUAUCACUUCAACAGUGAAUCAGAUAAAACGUGGCAGGAUGCUGAAAACUAUUGCAGCUCCCAGAACGGACACCUGGCCAGCGUCCACAACCAGGAGACAGUCAGAUUCAUAACAGGUCAAAGUGUUGGUCCUCCACCAGUUCCACCCUCCGCCGUACCAGGCAGUGUGAGGCUGGUGAAUGGUGGAAGUCGCUGUGCUGGGAGAGUGGAGGUUCUUCAUGAUGGUCAGUGGGGAACAGUGUGUGAUGAUGACUGGGAUAUGAGAGAUGCUGCAGUGGUGUGUAGAGAACUGCGCUGUGGGGAGCCUGUAAAUGUUCGGUAUGAAGCUCACUUUGGGCGAGGAUCCGGACCAAUCUGGAUGGUUGAUGUGAACUGCAGAGGAUCAGAGUCGACACUGAAGAACUGUACAUCAGCAGAGUUGGGGGAACGUUACUGUGAUCAUGGUGAAGAUGCUGGAGUCACCUGCUCAGGAAAUGAUCCUGAGAACGAUAAUGACGCUGUUCCAGCUGAUCAGAGGACAGUUAUAGUGGCAGACGGUGUGAGGUUGGUGAAUGGUGAAAGUCGCUGUGCUGGGAGAGUGGAGGUUCUUCAGGAUGGUCAGUGGGGAACAGUGUGUGGUUCUGCUUGGGAUGUGAAAGAUGCUGCAGUGGUGUGUAGAGAGCUGCGCUGUGGGGAGCCUGUAGACCUGCGGUAUUGGGCUGAGUUUGGACGAGGAUCAGGACCAAUCUGGAUACACGAUUUGUACUGCAGAGGGUCAGAGUCAACACUGAACAACUGUAGCUCACAAGGGGGACAUGCCUGUGAUCAUGGUUAUGAUGCUGGAGUCGUCUGUUCAGGCAGUGUGAGGUUGGUGAAUGGUGGAAGUCGCUGUGCUGGAAGAGUGGAGGUUCUUCAGGAUGGUCAGUGGGGAACAGUGUGUGGUGAUGACUGGGAUCUGGACGAUGCUGCAGUGGUGUGUGGAGAGCUGGGCUGUGGGGAGCCUGUAAAUGCAACACAAAACAGUGACUUUGGAGCGGGAUCAGGACCAAUCUGGCUGGUUGGUGUGCAGUGUAGAGGAUCAGAGUCGACACUGAAGAACUGUCGAUCAGAUGGGAGGGGGGAUUACUGUGGUCACGGUCGGGAUGCUGGAGUCACCUGUUCAGAUGGUGUGAGGUUGGUGAAUGGUGGAAGUCGCUGUGCUGGGAGAGUGGAGGUUCUUCAGGAUGGCCAGUGGGGAACAGUGUGUGGUGAUGACUGGGAUCUGGACGAUGCUGCAGUGGUGUGUGGAGAGCUGGGCUGUGGGGGGCCUGGAGAUGCACCACAAAACAGUGACUUUGGAGCGGGAUCAGGACCAAUCUGGCUGGUUGGUGUGCAGUGUAGCGGAUCAGAGUUGACACUGAAGAACUGUAGAUCAGAUGGUAGGGGGGAUGACUGUGGUCACGGUCGUGACGCUGGAGUCACCUGUUCAGGCAGUGUGAGGUUGCUGAAUGGUGGAAGUCGCUGUGCUGGGAGAGUGGAGGUUCUUCAUGAUGGUCAGUGGGGAACAGUGUGUCAUAAUAGCUGGGAUAUGAGAGAAGCUGCAGUGGUGUGUAGAGAGCUGCGCUGUGGGGAGCCUGUAAAUGUUCGGUAUGAGGCUCACUUUGGACGAGGAUCCGGACCAAUCUGGAUGAAUUUUGUGACCUGUAGAGGAUCAGAGUCGACACUGAAGAACUGUACAUCAGCAGAGUUGGGGAAAAAUAACUGUCAUCAUGGUCAAGAUGCUGGAGUCACCUGCUCAGGAAAUGAUCCUGAGAACGAUGAUGACGCUGUUCCAGCUGAUCAGAGGACAGUUAUAGUGACAGACGGUGUGAGGUUGGUGAAUGGUGAAAGUCGCUGUGCUGGGAGAGUGGAGGUUCUUCAGGAUGGUCAGUGGGGAACAGUGUGUAGUACUGCGUGGGAUGUGAAAGAUGCUGCAGUGGUGUGUAGAGAGCUGAGCUGUGGGGAGCCUGAAGCUCUGGGGUUUUGGGCUGAUUUUGGAGAAGGAUCAGGAGCAAUCUGGAAACAGGAUUUGUACUGCAGAGGAUCAGAGUCAACACUGAACAACUGUAGCUCACAAGGGGGACAUGUCUGUUAUACUAAUACUAAUGCUGGAGUGAUCUGUUCAGGUCACAGAAGACCGAGACUCUCUGCUGGUCCUCACCGGUGCUCUGGGAGAGUGGAGGUGUUCCAUGGACGUUCCUGGUCCACAGUGUGUGAUGCUGACUUUGACCAGCAGGAUGCAGAGGUUGUGUGCAGAGAGCUGGGCUGUGGGAUUCCUGUGGAGGUGCUGGGAUCAGCUGCUUUUGGCCGAGGGGAGGGUCAGGUGUGGACAGAGGAGCUUCAGUGUAGAGGAAACGAAUCUGAAAUUUACUUCUGUCCAACAUCAUCUUCACUCAAACACUCAACCUGCUCCCAUGACAACGAUGUGGGAUUAAUAUGUUCUGCUCACACAGGGGCGCGGCUGGUGAACGGACCGGACUCCUGUUCCGGUCGAGUGGAGCUCCAGUACCUCAGUGAGUGGGGCACAGUUUGUGCUGUAAGCUGGGAUACGAGAGCUGCAGAUGUUCUCUGUGCACAGCUGGAUUGUGGUACUGCUGUGGCUAUGGUGGAGGUCGACUGGUUUGGGGAGGGGCGUGACCCCAUCUGGGCUGAUGUGUUUGAUUGUCAGGGGAAUGAGACACACCUCUCACAAUGUGAUGUCUCAUCAUGGAGUCGAGCUGCAUGCUCUCAUCAAAACGAUGCUGGAGUCAUCUGUAAUGGAUCAUCCAUGGCACUUCAUGAGGGGCGAGUGCGGUUGUCUGGAGGGAGCGAGUGUCAGGGGGAGGUGGAGAUUUAUUUCAGGCAGGACUGGAGGAGAGUUCUCCUGGACUCGUGGAGUCUGUCUGAGGCGUCUGUGCUCUGCAGACAGCUGGGCUGUGGCUCCGUGCUGAACUACCGCUCCUCUCCAUCCACCACUGAACACAAACACAUGUGUGUAGCGGGUUUCAGCUGCUCUGGGACUGAAGCUCAUCUGGGGAACUGCAGCAGAGCACAAAAUGUCAGCUGCAGCUCCGGGGAACAGCUGUACAUCACCUGCUCAGGUAAGUUUAACUCAGACCCCAGGUCCAUCAGGCUGGUUGGUUCUGGUGGAGACUGUGCAGGAAGGCUGGAGGUUUUCCACAGCGGCUCGUGGGGGACAGUGUGUGAUGACUCGUGGGAUAUUGAGGAUGCGCAGGUGGUGUGCAGACAGCUGCAGUGUGGAGAGGCCCUCAGUACCCACAUACCAGCCUGGUUUGGUCCUGGAACUGGGUCCAUAUGGCUGAAUGAGGUGGAGUGUGAGGGGAACGAGACGUCCCUGUGGAACUGCAGAUUUCAGCGGUGUGAAGAGGGUGAAUGUGGACACCAGGAGGACGUAGGAGUCGUGUGCUCAGAGAUUAAAGAGAUCCGACUCACGGAGGGCUGUGAGGGGAAUCUGGAAGUGUUCUACAAUGGAACCUGGGGUAAUGUGUGUCACAAUCAGAUGGAGCAGGAGGUAGAAACAGCAGGCAUGGUGUGUCAAGAGCUGAACUGUGGAAGACGUGGCAGUCCGUCAAACACUGCAGCGAGAGUAAAAUCUGCUGCAAACUGGCUGGAUCAUCUGAAGUGUCGGAAACACGACUCUAAUCUGUGGCAGUGUCCAUCUUCACCCUGGGGACAGAACAGCUGUGAUAAUGGUGAUGAGGUGGUUCAUAUUACCUGUACAGAGCGCUGGUCUCUCAGGCUGAGGGGAGAUAACGGAAGCUGCUCUGGGAGGUUGGAGGUGUAUCAUAACGCUACGUGGGGCUCCGUUUGUGAUGAUCAGUGGAACAUCAGGAACGCUCAGGUGGUGUGCAGACAGCUGGGCUGUGGGUUGGCGCUGAGAGCUGAGAGGAAUGUUACUGGUUCUGGUGAAGGGACGAUCUGGCUGAACAGAGUGAAGUGUCGAGGGGAUGAGAUUCACCUGUGGGACUGUCAUCAUUCCCUGAAGAACCACACUGACUGCUCUCAUGCUGGAGUCACCUGUGCAGACAUAUCCACUGUGUCCACGAGGAUACCCACCACCUCCACCACCACCACCACCACAUCAGUAAGAGCCACUCAAACUCCUCCAUCAGCUGGAGCUCCAUCCAGCCCUCCACUGGUUCUCUUUGUGUUGGGAACGCUGCUCUUCCUGGCCUUAGUGCUUCUGCUGCUCCUGUUUUACCAGAACAGAGCGCUCAGGAGAGAUGUCUCUACGACGAGGCGUAAGAGUCAGCCUGAGGCAGUCUAUGAGGAGAUCAACCACAGAUCCAUCACUAGAAGAAGCAGGAACUCCACUCAAAGCGGAAGUCUCCUCUCUGAAGAACAGCAUUCUGGGUAUGAGCAUGUGGAUGAUGAGCUUCUCUCAGAGGAUGAAGCGGAGAAUUAUGAUGACGCCAUUCCAGCUGAUCAGAAGUCAGUUAUACUGACAGAGGAUGUGUCCGAGAACUACGAUGAUGCGGUUACCAUGGAAACAUACCCAAACGUCAUCACAGUGAAAAACUGCAAUUAUUGGCAAAUUCCCAUGGUCUAAGAGGAAUAAACCACUUGGGGACAUGCUGUUGCAGGUAAAUGAUCAACGUGAGGGUGGUAGCAGUAACUCAGCUUCAUCACACCACCCUGUAACUCAGUAUUUUACUAGAACAGCAACACACACAGUGGUUUAUUACUGAUUCAUUGAUUUCUUCAGGAGACGGUCCAGAAGAUUAUGAUGAUGUCAUCACUGAGGAACAGCAUGGAGGAGAG
Neoarius graeffei (lesser salmon catfish) is the source of this 9626-nucleotide messenger RNA. RefSeq lists its product as uncharacterized. The record is from RefSeq and is a predicted model, not a curated record. NCBI's taxonomy places the organism in Eukaryota, Metazoa, Chordata, Actinopteri, Siluriformes, Ariidae. Gene Ontology annotation, cellular component: membrane. The transcript has 48 exons. The coding region runs from base 1 to 9414 and encodes 3137 amino acids.